AAGUUGUUGGAUGGUAUGAUAUAUGACGGUGUUCAAAAAGACGACGACCAGACUAUCGCCACAGAGCUCUUUGCUAUCAAGUCUGAGCUCGCCUCGGCAGAUCUACGGCACCAUAACGAUACAUUAAGUGUGUCCGCUCUCUCAUGCCGUAGACGGAACUGUAAGGCACAUCCAGAAAGAAUGUACAAGGUGGCAGGGCUGACAGCUGCACCAGGAGCUCUGGGUCUGAUGUCCGGGACAGUGUUUGCUGCCAGAGAAGAAAAACCUGAUGUCACCCUGAAGUCCGAUGAGCUCUCCCUGUACACCACGCCACAGCAGAAGUUCAGAUAUGUGAAUCCAGAAGCUGGGCAGUUGGAGCAGAGUGUGGCCCUGCUGAGGAAAACUGCUGAGCCCUACACCACCUGGUGUGAGCAAACUGGCCUUGCUGUUGCAAAGAAAUCUCAGGGUGUCUACAGAGAUGUAAAGCCCAAAGUUGAGUGCUCCAUUCAGUUCGGAAAGGGUUGCUAUGGCUAUUUGAAAGAUCCUCCUCCUGAAUUCUACCCCCGGGUUGGUGUAAUUGGAUUUGCAGGCAUCCUGGGACUCUUUUUUGCAAGAGGUUCCAGGAUUAAGAAGCUGAUCUACCCCACAGGCCUGAUAGCUCUUGCAACCUCCAUGUACUACCCUCAGCAGGCUGCCUCAAUUGCCAAGGUGACAGGAGACAGACUGUAUGACUGUGCUCUGCAGGGAUAUAUUGCCAUGGAAGCUCUCUGGGAGGGCAAAGCUGCUACUAAGCAGGGGGAGGAGAAGUCUUUGAAGACAGAACAGAAGACUCAGGACAACAGCACACAAAGUAGAGACUAAACAUGAGCAUAGAAGGUGCAGUACAUCCAGGGGUCACCAGGAGCUCACGUACUUAUCUUGGUAACACAGUUCUUCCCAGAAAUACGUCAAACAAGUACUUUCUUUUCCAUCUCCUGGGACCUGCUCUUGCACUAGCCUAUUCCUCUUUUUUUCCUUCACUCUACCACAGAGGAAGGGCCUGUCACAGAUGUCCAAAACUUGAAUUGUACUGCUGCUUCUCGGUUCCCCUUGUAAUUGAAUGUAUUUAUGUAAAGACGUUUUAGAAAGCUA
Messenger RNA from Conger conger (European conger), 1110 nucleotides. RefSeq names its product apolipoprotein O, a (gene apooa). Gene Ontology annotation, biological process: cristae formation. The transcript is spliced from 10 exons. The coding region runs from base 16 to 840 and encodes 274 amino acids. The record is from RefSeq and is a predicted model, not a curated record. Gene Ontology annotation, cellular component: MICOS complex. NCBI's taxonomy places the organism in Eukaryota, Metazoa, Chordata, Actinopteri, Anguilliformes, Congridae.